Messenger RNA from Oldenlandia corymbosa var. corymbosa, 1631 nucleotides. NCBI's taxonomy places the organism in Eukaryota, Viridiplantae, Streptophyta, Magnoliopsida, Gentianales, Rubiaceae. The record is from the annotation of a GenBank genome assembly.
GUUCAGAGCUUACCAACUACCAAGCAAAAAUGGCGUAUGAAGUUAUACUCUCGAAUCAGAAACCCACCUUAAAUUCUUGAUCCAAGCAGCUUGAAGAGUUACUACCUUUUGAUCCUUUUGUCACUAACCCAUUUCGCGAUUCUUAAUCUUUAAGAAGCUAGUAAAAAAACCAGUUUCGGAAGCUCAAAAAAAAAAAAAAACAAAAAUGGCCACUGAUCAAACAAGUUCAGAUUUAAAGAAUGCUUCAUCUUCAAGUUGCACCAGCGAUUUUGACAAUAGCAAUUCUAAUGUUUCCCCUUACGUGCGGCAUGAUGUUUUCGGUGACGUAUUCGAAGUCCCUUCUAAAUAUGUUCCUCCCAUCAGCCCAAUUGGUCGUGGUUAUUAUGGCCUUCUCUGUUCUGCUGUCAAUGCAGAAACGGGCGAAAAGGUUGCUAUCAAGAAAAUUUGCGAUGCAUUUGACAGUAGGAUUAAUGCUCGUAGAAUUUUGAAAGAGAUCAAGCUCCUCCAAUCUAUGGAUCAUGAGAAUAUUAUUGCUAUCAAGGACAUAAUUAGGCCUCCAAAAAGGGAGGAUUUCAGGGAUGUGUACAUUGUGUAUGAUCUAAUGGAUACUGACCUUCAUCAAGUUAUCCGAUCUGAUCAGAAAUUGACGGAUGAUCAUAUCCAGUAUUUCUUGUACCAGAUUUUAAGGGGAUUAAAGUAUGUGCAGUCGGCUAAUGUCUUGCAUUGUGGCCUCAAACCCAACACCAUAUUUCUGAAUGCAAAUUGUGACCUUAAAAUCGGAAGUUUCGGAAUGGCAAGGACAGAUUCAGACACUGAUUUCAUGAAAGCAUAUGGAAUCAUUACACAUUAUUGGGCUCCUGAGGUACUCCUCAACCGUUCAGCUUACUCUGCUGCAGCUGAUAUUUGGUCUGUGGGUUGCAUUUUUGGUGAAAUGAUGACAAAAACACCUUUGUUUCCAAGAAGAGAUUAUGUUCACCAUCUGGAGUUGAUUACAGAGCUCUUAGGCACUCCUGAUUAUGCAAGCCUCGAGUUUCUGCAAAGCGAUAAUGCGCUGCGAAUCUUCGAACAGCUUCCGCAGUACCCAAAACAACAGUUAAGAGAUAGAUUUCCUAAUCGGUCUCCUUUGGCAAUUGAUUUGUUGGAGAAGAUGCUUGUAUUUGAACCCAACAAACGCAUAACAGGUAAAUAGGAAAAAAAGGGAUAAACAAUCUGCUUUUUGAAUUGAGUUUUGAUGAGCUCUUAAAACUAUGAGUUGAUCACAUUUAAGUCUGAUGGAUCAUCUUGCAUUUGCAGUUGAUGAGGCUAUUUCUCACCCAUAUUUGGAAUCUCUUCAUGAUACCAAUGACGAGCCAAUUUGCAGUACGCCUUUCCACUUUGAUUUUGAACAGGAUUCAGUGACUGAAGAAAUCAUCAAGGAGCUCAUUUGGAAGGAAUCUGUGAAUUUCAUCAACUCCUGAUCCCAGAAAAACUUCUUUCAGAGCUAGCUUUUUAAUGUUAGCUUUUGUUGUACUCCCCCGUCCCCCAGUACUUAAUAUAAGGCAUUUUGAUUUAUCUUAGAUUUAACCUAGUACGCAUUUUUAAUUAACGAAAAAACCUUUAAAAUAUUUCAUAACGAUCAAGAGAAUAUGACG